This is a messenger RNA of Hyla sarda, 1101 nucleotides long. RefSeq names its product Tax1 binding protein 3 (gene TAX1BP3). NCBI's taxonomy places the organism in Eukaryota, Metazoa, Chordata, Amphibia, Anura, Hylidae. Gene Ontology annotation, molecular function: protein binding. The transcript is spliced from 3 exons. Bases 95 to 349 code for a protein of 84 amino acids. The record is from RefSeq and is a predicted model, not a curated record.
GUCUGCUCAUUAAUAUUCAUGAGCUGGGCGUGUGCUAGGCCCGGGCCGCUUUGUCCAGUGUCGGGCGGUGACGAGUUGUGGAGUAGCCGCAGGGAUGUCGUUCAUUCCGGGACAGCCGGUCACCGCCGUGGUGGGCAUCUAUGUCACACGAGUGAGUGAAGGAGGACCUGCAGAGGUGGCUGGCCUUCAGAUGGGAGACAAAAUCAUGCAGGUGAAUGGAUGGGACAUGACCAUGGUCACGCAUGAUCAAGCCCGAAAGCGUCUCACCAAGAAGAACGAGGAAGUUGUCCGGCUCCUGGUGACCAGGAAAUCUCUGCAGGAGGCUGUGAGGCAGUCUAUGAGACAGUAAAGAUCGCUCCUCUACAUGGAUCUCCUCUUCUAGUACACCGGUUAAGAUAAAGUCUGUGUGCCAGGCAAUCUUUCACGCAUGCGUUGUUGCUGGUCUUCGCAUCUCCAUAACCAUCCCAAAGAACUUGAUGGACAGAUUCAGCAGCUGCACAUGGGUUUUAGUUUGCCAAGUGAUGUGUUCCCCAGUACCUACAGCGGAACACACUACUCUAUCUGAUAUAUUCCACUGUAUAUUGAUUUUACAAGCCUUGUAAGUGGUGUCCUCCUUUAAUCACUGUUGGUUCAUGGGUACGCUUAGGUUUCGAGAACUCCUUCAUAUCCGUGGCAUAGAAGCCAUAACCAUGUAUUUUACCUCUCCAGGGAAAAAUGGGAAUGAAACUGGGCCCCUCUUUUACAGCUGGACCCUAGCUGCUAGUCCUCCAUUGGUUCCACAUUUCUGACCUAAUUUGGAAAAAGCAUGAGGAUGUAUGCUAUCAACGUACUGUAUUUUAAUCCACUUAAUAUAUACUAAAAUGCGUGGUGCAUUCUCUUUACAAUUCACGUAAACAAUUCAUAUGAAAACAAACUAUCCUAAACACAUUCUGUUCUGUUCAUGAACAUUUUCAGGUCCCUUUUUGUUCUGGACCCAUCUGUUUUAGUAAAUCCUUGAAAUACCUAGAGCAUCUUUUCUUGUAUUGUCCUGUUCCUGUUAUUCUUCUUGUCAAUAGGGCAUGUCCCUUACACCAGUGAUCUCCAAACUGUGGACCUCCAACU